Molecule: messenger RNA, 931 nt
Organism: Nematostella vectensis (starlet sea anemone)
Lineage: Eukaryota; Metazoa; Cnidaria; Anthozoa; Actiniaria; Edwardsiidae
Exons: 2
Coding region: 154-822 (222 amino acids)
Source: RefSeq, a predicted model, not a curated record
UCGAUCAACCAUCCCAGAUGUAGAAUCGUUGUUCACUCCCCUGACACAGAUGUUCUUGUGCUUGGAGUUUGUCACUAUACUAGAAUUGGCUGCGACGAACUCUGGCUCAAAACGGGAAUCAAAGAUCGCCUUCGGUUCAUCCCACUACACGCUAUGGCUCAACAUCUGGGAGAGAGAAUGUGCGAUGCUCUGCCAGGAUUUCAUGCCAUUUCUGGUUGCGAUUCCACGAGCUCUCUUAGUGGAAUUGGCAAGAAAAAAGCAUGGGACAUCCUUCAAAGUAACAAGGAUCACCAGGAUAGUCUAAGUCUGCUCGGAGCUGCAGAAAACGUCGGUGCUGCAACUAGGUCCAAGUGUGAAGAGUAUGUAUGCAAUCUUUACCUCAAGAGAAAGUCAACAUCAGCUGAUGAGCUACGCUACCUCCUCUUUUGCCAGAAGAAACAAAAGAGCGAAAGGCUUCCUCCAACAUCCAACAGUCUGCAACAUCACCUGGAACGGGCCAACUACCAAGCUCUUGUAUGGCGUCGCUCUUUUGAGGCAAUGCAGGACCUCCCGAGGCCAGAAGAUAGCGGGUGGAAGAGGUCAGGGAUUGAGCUGAAGCCAGUUCUGAUGUCCAAGGACCCUGCCCCAAGCAGUUUGUUAGAGCUCUCGACGUGUGGCUGCAAAUCUGGCUGUCAGAGGAACUGUUCUUGCAAUAACAACGGACUCUCGUGCUCCGAAGAGUGCAGCUGCAUGGCUGGAACAGACUGCAGGAAUCAGUAUUCUUUGCGACUAGCAUGCAAUGACCUCUCCAAUUCUGACGACUCGGAUUCAGAUUCUGACUGAGUAAUACACGAGCGGGCUUCCUGUGGUGCCGGCUAGGGAUAAAUAAAGGCAGUUGGAUCUCCAGCGACACGGACAUCAGCUCAGAGCUCAAAGCAGCCAUUAGAUGAGU